Nematolebias whitei (Rio pearlfish) is the source of this 3138-nucleotide messenger RNA. It is a transcript of the gene evla, whose product is annotated as Enah/Vasp-like a. Lineage: Eukaryota; Metazoa; Chordata; Actinopteri; Cyprinodontiformes; Rivulidae. Gene Ontology annotation, molecular function: SH3 domain binding; profilin binding. The transcript has 14 exons. Bases 1 to 2091 code for a protein of 696 amino acids. Gene Ontology annotation, biological process: actin polymerization or depolymerization; positive regulation of actin filament polymerization. The record is from RefSeq and is a predicted model, not a curated record.
AUGGACAUACAUCGGAUGCAGGCGCUGCGUUACUGCCUUCCUCAGAGUGUCAGCGACUCAGGACUGUUUUACAGCCACAUCGCUGCCAGUGAGCAGAGUAUCUGCCAGGCGCGGGCCUCUGUCAUGGUCUACGAUGACGCCAGUAAGAAGUGGGUGCCCAUCAAGCCAGGGCAGCAAGGCUUCAGCCGCAUUAACAUCUACCACAACACUGCCAACAACACCUUCAGAGUGGUGGGGGUCAAACUGCAGGACCAGCAGGUGGUGAUCAACUACUCCAUCGUGAAGGGUCUGAAGUACAACCAGGCCACCCCGACCUUCCAUCAGUGGCGUGACGCUCGGCAGGUCUAUGGGCUGAACUUUGCAAGUAAAGAGGAGGCCACCACUUUUUCUAACGCCAUGCUGUUCGCCCUGAACGUCCUCAGCUCGCCUGACAGCGGAGGUCCAGUAGUUCAGCGCCAAAAUGGACCCUCCUCAGAGGAAAGUGAAGCACAGAGGAGGAUGAUGGAGCAACAUCAGAUGCAGGCGCACAAGGAAAGGGAGCGACGGACGUCGGGAUCAGUCGUUUCCACUCUCCAAUAUAAAGUGUCCCACCUGCCCGCCCACCCAGACACCCCUCCCGAGUACAGACAGUUCAGAGCUAACACACUGCCGCCCUCCUACGCCCGUGUGGCCUCCUCCUCCUCCCCCCCUUCCUCUGCCUCCAUGUCUCCCUCACAGGAGAAAGAGGUGGGGGCUGCUAGGGACAAGGCCCAGCUCUCCUCCCAGCUCUCCACCUCGCUCGCCUCAGCCUUUUCCCCCGUCCAGGCAGGAGUGAGCACCCAGGGCCGACAGGUCCGUCAGAUCCCCCUGUCUCCCCCCACAGCAGCCCGCCACCUCCAGCAGCAGCAGCAGCAAGACAUCAUGCUCCCCCCCAAACACGGCACCUGGUCUGCCUCCCACAUGCAGCAAAUGUACACCAACUGUCCCCCAUCCUCAGUCAUGAUGGCCAUGCCUGUAAAGCAGGGUUUGCCUCCACAGCCGGUCCUCCCUGUAGCCCACCCCCUCCAGCCUGUAAGCACUAGGAUGAAGCCCCCUCCUCUUGAUCCUAGCGCUGUGACGGGCCCUCACCAGUACCCCCACCCUCAUGCCAACGGCCAGCCAGACGGUUCUUACUCUCCUCACUCUCAGCAUCUCCCACUCACCCCGCAGUACUGCGAGGCCAUCCCUAUGCCUCCUCUGAUAGGUCAGACAGGCCCCGCCCCCAACCUCCAGCCUCAGCAGCAUCAGCAACAGCAGCAGCAGCAGCAGCAGGCGUACCACCAGCAGACCCCCACCACCACUUCAUCCUCAUCCUCAUCCUCAUCCUCCUCCUCGCCCCCCUCUUACACUGCCAUGUCUGACGGGGGCUCCCCCAAGAAGACCCCCUCCCCUGUUCCCCAGCAGGCCCCUGUGGCCAGCAGCAGCGGUCCCGUCUCUGCAGGUCACCCAGCUAUGCUUUCUGUGGCGCCCCCUCCAGCUGCAGUUCCAGCCCCCAUGGCUGGUCCUCCAGCUCCACCGCCACCACCGGGACCACCACCCCCGAUGGCAGUGCCACCUCCCAUGCCCCCUCCGCUGCCCACCGGUGGAGGACCUCCCGGGGGCCCGCCCGGGGUGCAGCACCAACCCUCGGGACUGGCCGCUGCGCUGGCUGGAGCCAAACUACGCAAAGUGCACAGGGAUGAGAGCGGCCUCCCUGGCUCCGGUGGAAAAAGUGACUCGAACCGAUCGAGUGGCGGCAGCGGCGGCGGUGGGGAGGGACUGAUGCAGGAGAUGAACGCCUUACUAGCUCGCAGACGAAAAGCUUCAGAGAAACCCGAUGAAGAUGAUUCAAGUGGUCGAGGUCAACAGAACUCAACAGAUGCUGUGAAGAAGCCGUGGGAACGAUCCAACUCUGCGGAGAAGGCCUCGCUGGUGUCCAGAGUGAGACCGAUUGGCAGCACCAGUGAAGCGGACACAGAGUUCGACAGGAUGAAACAGGAAAUUUUAGACGAAGUCGUCCGCGAGUUGCACAAGGUGAAAGACGAAAUCAUUCAUGCCAUUAGACACGAAAUUGGCCGAAUCAGUACGUCCUAAUCUCAACUGAGCGUGCAGGUGAAGAAGCGGGAGGAGGAGCUGAUGGAGGACGGGGAACGCAGAUGCACAGACGCGAGGACCCCGGGGAAUGUUCUCCCAAUGUUUCUGUGACCUGGCGAUGCCACGGUGCAAGUUGCAGAGACGUUGUGCCAACAUUUAAGUCUGCUGGACAGCACAAACGGACUCAAGAGAGCAAGGAUUCAUGGGAAACGAAGAACUGAAGGAUUGACGUAUGGAUUGACUUAAACUGAUGAACUAAGCGUUGAAGUGGACAGACAUUUGUACUGAGUUUGGUGUUGUGGUCCUCUCUGUGCACCUAGACUCAGUCAGCCCAGUGUUGCAGCUUUUUGUUCUCUGUUCAGUCCACGUCUUAAAGAAAUAUUUUGGUUUUCUAAGUUUUUACUGUUUUAUUAUUUAAAGAAAUGUGGUGAUCAAAACGAUAAUGCUGUUGGUAUUUUAUUGAUAUUAGAGAAGGACAAAGGAAUCUUGCACAUUAACGUCAGCCUUUUCUAUUUUCUAUCAUUACGUUUUUUUCUUUAGUUUAUCCCCGACUUUUUCAUAAGAAGCACAAUUUGGGCAUAUUGGUGCUGAAGACCCACCUGCCCUUAAAUAGCAUAUAAAAAUAUUGAUAACCUUGCUCAGACUGGUGUUGUAGAACUCACCUUUUCUCUGCUGACAGGAUUUAAAAAACUGCUUCAAAUGCCUUUUACCUCUUCCAUCCGAGGUAAAACACCAGAAAUGAGCCUCUUUUCCACCAGUAAAUAAAACAUAAAGCAGUCUGCUCCAUAACUCCAGUGUGAUCGAGGCACAUGUUUCUUUUAUGUGUUCAGAUAAUGUGAUUAUUGAAAUGUGUGGGGAUCAUUCAGAAAACAGGCUGAUAACUGUAAAUGUGCCACCUGGUUUUACCCACAUAUGGAACAAUGUAUUAUCUAUUAGUCAUCCUAUGCUUUGUGAACCUCCCGAGUAUGCAUGAAAACUCCGUCUCUAUGAAUUUGUUUUCUAUUUGGUUCAAAACAAACAGCUGAAAAUAAAUAUAUCUUAAUGGUG